Messenger RNA from Rhinopithecus roxellana (golden snub-nosed monkey), 4908 nucleotides. It is a transcript of the gene IL21R, whose product is annotated as interleukin 21 receptor. The transcript has 10 exons. The coding region runs from base 540 to 2237 and encodes 565 amino acids. Gene Ontology annotation, cellular component: external side of plasma membrane; membrane. Gene Ontology annotation, biological process: immunoglobulin mediated immune response; cytokine-mediated signaling pathway. NCBI's taxonomy places the organism in Eukaryota, Metazoa, Chordata, Mammalia, Primates, Cercopithecidae. Gene Ontology annotation, molecular function: cytokine receptor activity; protein binding. The record is from RefSeq and is a predicted model, not a curated record.
CUCCCCACUCUGCACAUGUGGCUGGGUGGCAGCCAGCAGCCUCGGACAGACCCACUGCCGUCUCUCUGCUGAAUGACCAUAAGCUCGGCGUCUGGUCCUCUGCCUGCCUCUCCCUGAGUGUGGCUGACAGCCACGCAGCUGUGUCUGUCUGCGGCCCGUGCAUCCUUGCUGCAGCCGCCUGGUACCUGCCUUGCCGUCUCCUUCCUCUGUCUGCUGCUUUGUGGGACACCUGUCUGGAGGCCCAGCUGCCCAUCAUUGGAGUGACAGGUCUUCUGACAGCCUGAUUGGUGACUCGGGCUGGGUGUGGAUUCUCACCCCAGGCCUCUGCCUGCUUUCUCAGACCCUCAUCUGUCACCCCCACGCUGAACCCAGCUGCCACCCUCAGAAGCCCAUCAGAUUGCCCCCUACAACACGGAAUGGAUUUCUGAGAAAGAAGCCGAAGCAGAAGAUGAGGAAAUGAGGCUGCGAGAGGUAGAGUGAUUUUCCCUCGGUGACUCAAUCGGGACGUAGCAGGUUGGGCAGUCAAGCCAGGUGAUCCCAUGAGCUGUCGCUGCAUCUUUCUCAUGAGGCACGGGGAACGCGUCGGAUGGCCUGUAGGAGUCAGCAUGCUGCGUGGCUGGGCCGCCCCCUUGCUCCUGCUGCUGCUCCAGGGAGGCUGGGGCUGCCCUGACCUCGUCUGCUACACCGAUUACCUCCAGACGGUCAUCUGCAUCCUGGAGAUGUGGAACCUCCACCCCAGCACACUCACCCUUACCUGGCAAGACCAGUAUGAAGAGCUGAAGGACGAGGCCACCUCCUGCAGCCUCCACAGGUCGGCCCACAAUGCCACGCACGCCACCUACACCUGCCACAUGGAUGUAUUCCACUUCAUGGCCGACGACAUUUUCAGUGUCAACAUCACAGACCACUCUGGCAACUACUCCCAGGAGUGUGGCAGCUUUCUUCUGGCUAAGAGCAGGUUUUCCCACCAAGUCAAGCCGGCUCCCCCUUUCAACGUGACUGUGACCUUCUCAGGACAGUAUAAUAUCUCCUGGCGCUCAGAUUACGAAGACCCUGCCUUCUACAUGCUGAAGGGCAAGCUCCAGUAUGAGCUGCAGUACAGAAACCGGGGAGACCCCUGGGCUGUGAGUCCGAGGAGAAAGCUGAUCUCAGUGGACUCAAGAAGUGUCUCCCUCCUCCCCCUGGAGUUCCGCAAAGACUCAAGCUAUGAGCUGCAGGUGCGGGCAGGGCCCAUGCCUGGCUCUUCCUACCAGGGGACCUGGAGUGAGUGGAGUGACCCGGUCAUCUUUCAGACCCAGUCAGAGGAGUUAAAGGAAGGCUGGAACCCUCACCUGCUGCUUCUCCUCCUGCUUGUCAUAGUCUUCAUUCCUGCCUUCUGGAGCCUGAAGACCCACCCAAUGUGGAGGCUAUGGAAGAAGAUAUGGGCCGUCCCCAGCCCCGAGCAGUUCUUCAUGCCCCUGUACGAGGGCUGCAGCGGAGACUUCAAGAAGUGGGUGGGUGCUCCCUUCACUGGCUCCAGGCUGGAGUUGGGAUCCUGGAGCCCAGAAGUGCCCUCAGCCCUGGAGGUGUACAGCUGCCACCCACCACAGAGCCCGGCCAAGAGGCUGCAGCUCACGGAGCUACGGGAGCCAGCAGAGCUGGUGGAGUCUGACAGCGUGCCCAAGCCCAGCUUCUGGGCGACGGCCCAGAACUCAGGAGGCUCAGCUUACAGUGAGGAGAGGGACCGGCCGUACGGCCUGGUGUCCAUCGAUACAGUGACUGUGCUAGAUGCAGAGGGGCCAUGCACCUGGCCCUGCAGCUGUGAGGAUGACGGCUACCCAGCCCUGGACCUGGAUGCUGGCCUGGAGCCCAGCCCAGGCCUAGAGGAUCCACUCUUGGGCGCGGGAACCACAGUCCUCUCCUGUGGCUGUGUCUCAGCUGGCAGCCCUGGGCUAGGAGGGCCCCUGGGAAGCCUCCUGGACAGACUAAAGCCACCCCUUGCAGAUGGGGAGGACUGGGCUGGGGGACUGUCCUGGGGUGGCCGGUCGCCCGGAGGGGUCUCAGAGAGUGAGGCGGGCUCGCCCCCGGCUGGCCUGGAUAUGGACACGUUUGACAGUGGCUUCGUGGGCUCUGACUGCAGCAGCCCUGUGGAGUGUGACUUCACCAGCCCCGGGGAUGAAGGGCCCCCCCGGAGCUACCUCCGCCAGUGGGUGGUCAUUCCCCCGCCACUUUCAAGCCCUGGACCCCAGGCCAGCUAGUGAGGCUGACCGGCUGUCCAGAGGUGGCCAGGCCACUGGGCCCUGAGCCAGAGACAAGGCCACUUGAGCUAUGAUGUGAAGACACCUGCAGCCUUUGGUCUCCUGGAUGGGCCUUUGAGCCUAAUGUUUACAGUGUGUGUGUGUGUGUGUGCACGUGCAUAUGCAUGUGUGUGUGUGCAUAUGCGUGUGUGUGUGCAUAUGCGUGCGUGUGUGUGUGUGUGUCUUAGGUGCGCAGUGGCAUGUCCACCUGUGUGUGUGAUUGCAUGUGCCUGUGGGCCUGGAAUAAUGCCCCUGGUACUCCAUACAUUCACCUGCCCUGUACAUAUCUGGGCCCACGGAGCUCACCCAUGUGCAUGAGUGUGCACAGCAAACAUGUCUGUGGUCAACAGAUGACAACAGCCAUCUUCCCUUCUAGGGUCUUGUGUUGCAAGCUGGUCCACAGCACCUCCGGGGCUUUGUGGGAUCAGGGCAUAGUGUGACAGAGGCCGAGUCCAGGCCUCCAGCUUCUGCCUCCAGGAGCUGCAAGAAGUCCAUGUUGUUCCUUAUCACCUGCCAGCAGGAAGGGAAAGGGGAUGGAGUGAGCCCACAGUGACCCCAGGAAUGGGAAGAUUUUGGGUGGCCCAUGGACGAAGGUCUGAAUCCAGACUCUGAUACCUUCUGGCUUGCUACCUGAGCCAAGUUGCUGCCCUUCUCUGGUCUAGAAUUUCCUUGUCCGGACAAUGGGGAAGGCAUGACCCACCUGGGGGAAAUUGGCGAUGUCACCCGUGUACAGUACACAGCCCAGAGCAGACCCUCAAUAAACGUCAGCUUCCUUCCUUCUGUGGCCAGAGCCGAGGCGGGCGGGGUGAGAACAUCAAUCGUCAGUGACAGCCUGGGUGCCCAAGGGGCCGUCCCACUUGCAGAGGGCCACUCAGGGGGUUUCCAGGCUUAAAAUCAGUCUGUUGCGUCUCGUGGAAACAGCUCCCCACCAACCAAGAUUUCUUUUUCUAACUUCUGCUACUAAGUUUUUAAAAAUUCCCUCUAUGUGCUCAAGAGAUAUUUGUUAAACACCAAUUACAUAGCAGGCCAAGGCUCAUGGGACCCUUCCCCCGUGGCAUUCAUGGAGGAAGGGUGCAGGCCGGAACCAUGCAGUGUGCUCCAGCCACACGUCCUGCUGGGCCCCCCACCCCGCCCCAGUUCAGUCCUGCAUCUUAUUUGUUCAUCCUGGAUAACUGAAGGGAGGUCAAGUUUUUUAUCAUUGAUUUGUCAGAGAACCUGUCGAAGUGUGAAUUAAGAAGCUAAGAAAAUACUUCUUAGCAACAUUUUCUUUUUCUUUUUUUUUCUUUUGAGACAGAGUUUCACUCUUGUCGCCCAGGCUGGAGUGCAGUGGUGCAAUCUCGGCUCACUGCAACCUCUGUCUCCCCGGUUCAAGCGAUUCUCCUUCAUCAGCCCCCGAGUAGCUGGAAUUACAGGAAUACACCACUACACCUGGCUAAUUUUUGUGUUUUUAGUAGAGCUGGGGCCACCCUGGCCUGGCCCCAUCUUCUGCAAAGGUCAGACUGCAGGCUGCAGGGCCGUGCUGGAGGAGCCAGCUCUGGCUCACUCAUGCUUUUGGAGCAGGGUUGCGUUGGAAGUCAGCAGAAGUUAGUCCUUCAUUUCUCAUCUGUGAAAUGGGGUGGUUGGGAGAGGUAGCUGAGAGAAUGCAUGAGAGUCCUUGGUGCCUGGCAGGAGGCUGGAAAGUUUCAGAACACUGAUGGUUAUAAGAGUGGGACUGUGAGCCUGGGAUCGAGGGGUGUGAGACUUGGAUGGGAGCACAAGAGUAGAAGCACAGCUUCUGCACGGGGGGCCGCCCUCAGCACCCCCUGCACCUGCACCUGCACCCUAGGGACUCUUGGGUCCAGAUGUGCUGUGGUUUUCACACCUUCUUGGGGGCAACAGGUUCCAGGAGCCACCUGCAGGUGUCACCUGAGCUAGGCUCCCAGGAAACCAGCGCAGCUCUCCUGCACCCAGAGCUUGCUGGGUGGGGGAGGGGAACACAGAUGGCUGGGGAGGGCCCGACUGAGGCCAGACUGGGGGACUCUGGACUGGAGCAGACGAGGUUUCUCAGGAUCCCACCUUUGAAGGGAACUCAGUCCAUAAACACAGAGGAGCAAAGUUGGAGGCCAGGCGCAGUAACUCACACCUGUGAUCCCAGUACUUUGGGAGGCCAAGGCAGGUGGAUCACUUGAGGCCAGGAGUCCAAGACCAGCCUGGGCAACAUAGCAAGGCCCCAUCUCUACAAAAAUUAUUAUUUUUUAAAAAAUUAGCCAGGCGUGGUGGUGCUUGCCUGUAGUCCCAGCUGCUUGGAACGCUAAGGUGGGAGGAUUGCUGGAGCCCAGGAGUUUGAGGCUGCAGUGAGCUGUGAUUGCACCGUUGCACUCCAGCCUGGGUCACAGAUCAAGACCCUGUCUCUUAAAAAUAAAAGUUGGAGACAAGAGCUGGCUCAUCACCUGAAAGGACGGAUUAGUAGGUAGGAGGGUGGGUGGAGGAUGGAUGAAUGUGUGGAUGGAUAGGAGGAUGGUAUUAAGUUGGUGCAAAAGUCUUUGCUAUUACUCUUAAUGGCUUUAAUAAAGAGCUUGAAGGAAGAAUGGUUGGUUGGAUAGACAGACAUAAACGCAUACUGGAAACAAAGAUAAAGACAAAACACAAAUCA